Lagenorhynchus albirostris (white-beaked dolphin) is the source of this 2848-nucleotide messenger RNA. Its product is annotated as basic helix-loop-helix ARNT-like protein 1. Gene Ontology annotation, molecular function: RNA polymerase II cis-regulatory region sequence-specific DNA binding; DNA-binding transcription factor activity, RNA polymerase II-specific; protein dimerization activity. Gene Ontology annotation, cellular component: cytoplasm; transcription regulator complex; nucleus. The transcript has a single exon. Gene Ontology annotation, biological process: circadian rhythm; regulation of transcription by RNA polymerase II. NCBI's taxonomy places the organism in Eukaryota, Metazoa, Chordata, Mammalia, Artiodactyla, Delphinidae. The record is from RefSeq and is a predicted model, not a curated record.
GCCACCGCCGCCGCGGGAUCCGAGUGGGGGCGCGGGUGCGGGCGCUCCCGGCGAGCCACGGUGGUGCUGGCUAGAGUGCAUGCUUUUGGACCCAAGCUUAACUUUUCAAAUGUGGAAUGCUAGGCCUUCAUUGGUUUCUGGAAGAAGUUGACUGCCUGAAAGGAAGCGACAAAACAUGAAAAUUGCUUUGAGGUGACCAACAAGUCCAGUGGCCUCUUGCUUCUCCCAAGGUGGAUCUGGGGUUUAAGAACCGUAACUUCAGGUGAGGAAACUCGGGCCCAGAGAGUGGGAGUGACAGCCCCAGUCACGUCACUUGGAGCUGGACCCCGACAGCGGGCAGUGCACGGCCACCUUCAACUGGGUUUGCAGUUGGAGUCCCUUGCAAGAGCCACCCUGGUCGUCCUCCACCUUAGAAGAGCACGUAGAAAUAAACGUGCCUCUGUGCCUCCUUGUACCUAUUCCAGACUCCAAUGGCCGAACAGAGAAUGGACAUUUCUUCAACUAUCAGCGACUUCAUGUCCCCAGGUGCCACCGACCUCCUCUCCAGCCCCCUGGGCACCGGUGGCAUGGAUUGCAACCGGAAACGCAAGGGCAGCUCCACGGACUACCAAGAAAGCAUGGACACAGACAAAGACGACCCUCAUGGAAGGUUAGAAUACACAGAGCACCAAGGAAGGAUCAAAAAUGCAAGGGAAGCUCACAGCCAGAUUGAAAAGAGGCGUCGGGAUAAAAUGAACAGUUUUAUUGAUGAACUGGCUUCUUUGGUACCAACGUGCAACGCGAUGUCCAGGAAAUUAGAUAAACUUACCGUGCUGAGGAUGGCUGUUCAGCACAUGAAAACAUUACGAGGUGCCACCAAUCCAUACACAGAAGCAAACUACAAACCGACUUUUCUCUCAGAUGAUGAAUUGAAACACCUUAUUCUCAGGGCAGCAGAUGGAUUUUUGUUUGUCGUAGGAUGUGACCGAGGGAAGAUCCUCUUUGUGUCAGAGUCUGUCUUCAAGAUCCUCAACUACAGCCAGAAUGAUCUGAUUGGUCAGAGUUUAUUUGACUACCUGCAUCCUAAAGAUAUCGCCAAAGUCAAGGAGCAGCUCUCCUCCUCUGACACUGCACCCCGGGAGCGGCUCAUAGAUGCAAAAACUGGACUUCCAGUUAAAACAGAUAUAACCCCUGGGCCAUCUCGAUUAUGUUCUGGAGCACGGCGUUCUUUCUUCUGUAGGAUGAAGUGUAACAGGCCUUCCGUAAAGGUUGAAGACAAGGAUUUCCCCUCCACCUGCUCAAAGAAAAAAGCAGAUCGAAAAAGCUUCUGCACAAUCCACAGCACAGGCUAUUUGAAAAGUUGGCCGCCCACAAAAAUGGGGCUGGAUGAAGACAACGAACCAGACAACGAGGGGUGUAAUCUCAGCUGCCUGGUCGCCAUCGGAUGACUGCACUCUCACAUGGUUCCACAACCGGCGAAUGGGGAAAUCAGGGUGAAAUCUAUGGAAUAUGUCUCUCGGCAUGCAAUAGAUGGGAAGUUUGUUUUUGUAGACCAGAGGGCAACAGCUAUUUUGGCAUAUUUACCACAAGAACUUCUAGGCACCUCAUGUUAUGAAUAUUUUCACCAAGAUGACAUAGGACAUCUCGCAGAAUGUCAUAGGCAAGUUUUACAGACAAGAGAAAAGAUUACGACUAAUUGCUAUAAGUUUAAAAUCAAAGAUGGUUCUUUCAUCACACUACGGAGUCGGUGGUUCAGUUUCAUGAACCCUUGGACCAAGGAAGUAGAAUACAUUGUCUCCACCAACACCGUUGUUUUAGCCAACGUCCUGGAAGGCGGGGACCCAAGCUUCCCUCAGCCCACAGCAUCCCCCCGCAGCAUGGACAGCACGCUGCCCUCUGGAGAAGGUGGCCCAAAGAGGACCCACCCCACUGUUCCAGGGAUUCCAGGGGGAGCCAGGGCUGGGGCAGGAAAAAUAGGUCGAAUGAUUGCUGAGGAAAUCAUGGAAAUCCACAGGAUAAGAGGGUCAUCGCCUUCCAGCUGUGGCUCCAGCCCACUGAACAUCACAAGUACACCUCCCCCUGAUGCCUCUUCUCCAGGAGGCAAGAAGAUUUUAAAUGGAGGGACUCCAGACAUUCCUUCCAGUGGCCUACUACCAGGGCAGGCUCAGGAGAACCCAGGUUAUCCAUAUUCUGAUAGCUCUUCUAUUCUUGGUGAGAACCCUCACAUAGGCAUAGAUAUGAUAGACAAUGAUCAAGGCUCAAGCAGUCCCAGUAAUGAUGAAGCAGCAAUGGCUGUCAUAAUGAGCCUCUUGGAAGCAGAUGCUGGGCUCGGUGGUCCUGUUGACUUUAGCGACUUGCCAUGGCCGCUGUAAACACUACAUGUUGCUUUGGCGACAGCUACAGUAUCAAAGUGCAUUUCUGAUGGAGUUAUACAGUCUGUGAAGCUUACCGGAUAAGGAGAGAACAGCUUUUAUGUACUGUCUUCAUAAAAGCCAUCUCAGAGCCAUUGAUACAAGUCAAUCUUACUAUGUGUAACUUCAGACAAAGUGGAACUAAGCCUGCUCCAGUGUUUCCUCAUCAUUGAUGAUUAUUGGGCUAGCUGUGGAUAGCUUGCAUUAAUUGUAUAUUUUGGAUUCUGUUUGUGUUGAAUUUUUUAAUCAAUCAUUGUGCACAGAAGCAUCAUUGGUAGCUUUUAUAUGCAGAUGGUCAUUUCAGAUGUAUGGUGUUUUUACACUACAAAGAAGUUCCCCACGUGGAUAUUUCUUAUACUAAUUGUAUCAUAAAACCGUUUAUUCUUCCUUGUAAGAAUCCUUUACUAUAAAUAUGGGUUAAAGUAUAAUGUAUUAGUUAAAUAUUUUUAAUAAAUGUU